This is a messenger RNA of Cydia strobilella, 2688 nucleotides long. It is a transcript of the gene EMC10, whose product is annotated as ER membrane protein complex subunit 10. The coding region runs from base 101 to 772 and encodes 223 amino acids. The transcript is spliced from 5 exons. The record is from RefSeq and is a predicted model, not a curated record. Gene Ontology annotation, cellular component: EMC complex. Lineage: Eukaryota; Metazoa; Arthropoda; Insecta; Lepidoptera; Tortricidae.
UAAAUUGUAAAAUGUUAUAUUGAUUUUCUUUGCAAAAUACGAUUAAUUCAUAGUAACUUUUCUUGACAUUCAGGAAUUUAAGAGAAUAUAAACUACUACAAUGAAAACUACUACAGCAAUAAUAUAUUUUAUUGGAUUGCUACAUUUGUCCGUUUGCAUUGAUUUUGAUGGCUGGCUGAAUAUAAAAAUACAGCACACAUUGAAUUGCAAGGGUGAGCAAUAUUGUUCUCGAGGAAAUAUUGCUUUGAAGAGUAUUCGGUCUGGGACUUCUGUUAUUGACCAAGUACACUUUAACAAACAACAUAUUGAAGAUCUCCAGAAAUUGGCUGAAGUAGAUGGAUUCUACUCAAUAAAAUCAUUGGUAACAUCUGCUGAUAACAAAGAGACAGAAUUUCUUUCAUCAGUAAAAGCCCAAGCAUUUCUAGACAAUGGCCUGUCUGAUGUGAUCAAUGCAUGGAUCCUCCCAAGUGGAGCAGUGAUUGCUGUUAACUUCCAAGUUGCCAAUGGGACCCAGCCUAUAGUGCAAGGCAGCCAAAAUGAGUACAAAUUGAAGUCUAAUUUCUACCUUCGACACAUAGAUCAAGCACCAGUACCAGACACGGCAUCCUACAUACAGAAGCUCGAACGUGAAAGAGAAGCCAGAGAAAAGGGCGAGCUGAAAGACAACAGAUCAUUUUUAGCUAAAUAUUGGAUGUACAUUGUGCCUAUCGCCAUCUUCGUCAUGAUCUCGGGAGCCAGCAAUCCAGAAGCAGGAGCACCGGCGGCGCGUUAAAAACAGUGUUGUAGUAUAUAUCAAUCUGGUCAACUCUUGUUCAAUUUAACUACUUGACACUUUAGACAGUGACUGGGGCCCAUUUCUCGAAUGGUAUUAGAUUAAUAAGGGGUGUACCGAAAAAAAACUUCAAAUGAAAAAAACUGAUGCAAUUGAUAAGGAUUUUUGGAAUUUAGAAUUACUAGAAUAUGAAGCUACUUUUAAUUUAAAUAAUUAUCAGUUUUUUUACUAUUAAGUCUCUGCAGGAGUGAUAAGAAGCUUUUCCCUAGCGCAUUCAGUGGCAGCUUUGUCCGGAGCUGUUUUUCAUAUUUGCCUGCAUCAUCCCAACACCUGCUGGAGUUGAUAAAGUUUUUUGGCUGUUUUAUCCUUCUCUUUUAAUACACUCUUGAUUUGAGCCCAUGAAUAGUCGAGACAACGGCACUGCAGGACGUAUGGUGGUCUUACUUUGCUCAUCGUCUAUUACAAAAUGCGACUUUUUGUACGAACGAAAUUGUAUGACUUUUUGACUUGACCCAGAAAUUAAUAACGCAAAUUUUCGGUUACUUUAGCUAUCCUAACUUUUGUACGAAUCUAUUUACUAUGUUUCUUUAUAGUUCGUUUCACUUAAGCCGCAUAUGUACCCCAAUUUUUCACGAUAAAUAUGACGCCAUGCGGGGGCGGGCGGGCGCAAAUUAUAUUACCUAACAAUCUAUCUGAUGGUCCUAGGGUCACUUCUUCCUAGAGGCCCGCCGCUUCGAGACCUCUGUUCAAGAGACACCGUACAAAAUUAUUUAUUUAUAUUAUGAAAUGCACGAAACUUCGAGGUAAUUUUAAGUGUAUCGAAAGCAAGCAUGGAGGAUGUUGAAAAUUUUCUUGCCAUUUGGAAGAUUAAAUUUCAGUGAUCUCUUCUAUUCACCGGUGUAUUUAUAUUGGAAUAUAUAAUUUAAUAAUAGGACUUUUAACUGCGGUUAGAAAGCUGUUAUUGGAAAUAAAAUUACAGCCGUUUGAAAUUGACAGUUUUUUUUUUUGGUACACCCCUUAUUAUUAAUAGCCAUUGUAACCCAUACGAUCUGAUAGCUAAUAAUAUUAGUACACGAACGUUCCGAAUAUAAAGACCACCAAGUUCAGUUUUACCACCCAAUCUAACUGGUUUGGUACUAAAACUAGCCUGCAUAGAAGUUGUUUAAAAACUAAACCCAAUUUACCUAUCUUAGUUGCUCUCUGAUGACUGAAAUUUCAAUGGUUUAUAUACAACAGACAGAUCCAGGGCAGAUUGGGUAGUAAAGUAAAAAUAAACAUGAAGAAAUCACUGGCAUUGCCAUGGUUUGUGUCCAGAAAAAUAUCUAGGUAAACUUAAAAUUUUUAAGGUGUCCAAAUUCUGCCGUGAUAACAACAUAUGCAGUAAUCGCAGUAGAAAUGUCAUGCAAUUAUUUAUCUUGUUCUCUUUGAAAAAGCUCUUUAUUUAAACGAUGUUUUUCAUGCAAUUACUUCACAUGCGAUAAGCGGGUCAGAAUUGUAGGAAAAGCAUUCAGACACCUUAAAAAAAAUCCAACUACAUAUUUAAUAAUUAGAAAAAAUAAAGCCAUUAUUAGAAUAACUGUUUUAAUUUUAGUUACAAUCUUAUUGACAGUGGAAAGUGGUAGUGGUACUACAUAAGUAUUUAAUACAGGAAAAAUAAUAUACACUGUCAAUAUGUGUAGUGUAGUAUAAAAAAUAAUUAUUCUUAUCACAACAUGAGACCUUAGGCUCCAAUCUUCUCAAUUUCUUCAGCAUCUUCAAUGUCAAGUAACUGAAUCUUUUUGCCAAAAUGUUUUUCAAUAGCCAAGCAAAUUUGCAUAGCCAGAGCAGAGUCAAUUAAAUUGAUUGCUAUUCCAGCCUUUCCAAAUCUUCCUGUGCGUCCAAUUCUGUGCAGAUAUGUUUCACAGUCUGCUCUCUUC